Molecule: messenger RNA, 819 nt
Organism: Purpureocillium lilacinum
Lineage: Eukaryota; Fungi; Ascomycota; Sordariomycetes; Hypocreales; Ophiocordycipitaceae
Source: RefSeq, a predicted model, not a curated record
AUGUCAGACGACGAGCGACAGGGCCUUGCCUUCAAGGUGUACAUAACCGUGCCCGGGCUGGACGAGGCGACCGUCAUCGGCGCGCUUUGUGAUGACGACGAAGAGGACGCGGACAACUUCAAGGUCGAAACGCUCGUGGGGCAGUCGACGCAGGCAGUCAUCCGGCACCACCGUGCGGGCAACCACGGCGAGGACGUCAAUUCCAAGCUGCUCUUGGUGUUUGACUCGGACGAUCUCGAGGAGCGCGGCGCGCUGCUGGUGUCGCUGGACGAGUACCACGGCUUCGACGACGGCGUGCGGUACGCACCAGAAGACGCCAACAACUACAUCAGCUCGCUGAGCAUCGCCAACGAGGACUGGUACACGGUGCGGCAGGACGUGCCCGAGGAAAAGACGGAGGCGGCGCCCGUCGAGUGGUUCGCGCUGUACGACGUGCUGCCCAAGGAGCGCCGGGCCGAGUUCGACGCCGCGCUGCUGGCCAUGAACAAGGGCGUCCAGGACGUUGGCGCGGACGAGCCCGACGAGGAGGGCGACCCGGACGAGCUGCCGCGGUUCUACAAGGCGGCGCGCGCGGAGGGCAGCGACGUCGGGCGCAUCAGCGACGGGCACCCGGCCUACGCGGAGGAGCACGGCGUCGACGCGGCGCGCUUUGCCGUCGUCGACGGCGGCUACAAGGCCGAGGGCGCGCUCAUUGUCCAGGUAGAGCCUGAGAGGGACUCGUUUCGCUGCAAGGGCGAGGUCGCGGGCGAGGUUUUGCGCUGGAUCUUUGUGAAUCUGAUGACCUGGGACGAGGCCAAGGAGUUUGCCGGACGGCAGUAA